Nilaparvata lugens (brown planthopper) is the source of this 711-nucleotide messenger RNA. RefSeq lists its product as uncharacterized. The coding region runs from base 1 to 711 and encodes 236 amino acids. The transcript is spliced from 2 exons. NCBI's taxonomy places the organism in Eukaryota, Metazoa, Arthropoda, Insecta, Hemiptera, Delphacidae. The record is from RefSeq and is a predicted model, not a curated record.
AUGCCCAAGAAACAAUUAACAAAUAAAAAGGUAGUGUUGUGUGAUUUGUGCAAUAAAUUCCUUCCAUCGUUGUCAAUCCUGGCAAGUCACAAGCGUAGAUGGCACCAGCAGCCAUCCACCGAUAAGAAGACUGAAGAGAAGCCACCAGGUCAUGUCAGGGCAUCAACCUCAGAUGAAGUUAAAAAUGGCAGCGUCAUUGUGAAGAAGUCACAAAAUGUGGGCAGCAAGAAACCUGAAGAUGAAUCUGGUGAUAACCGAUCACAAAAUGACGAUAGCAAUACACCACAUAACUUUGCCAAAAGACCACGAAAAGAAAGCAGUGAGCACAACGGAUCAAGAGUGUCAAACAUAAAACCUCAAGACAGUUUGAGACCACUAAAAGAUGGCGGCAGUACUCCGAUGAAACCACAGGAUGGUGACACAACUACUGUGAAUAGACAGCAGGAUGCUAGUAGUUCGGCAAAGUGGCCGGUAGAUGGUAGAGCUAGUGGUGGCCAAAAAGACAUGGAUUUCAAACUGCCUUGUUGUAUUUGCGACAAGCGUUUUGCGACCGCUUCAGAGUUGGAAAGCCAUCGACGUGAGAGGCAUAAAUGCAAACAAUCGCCGACCCCGCUGCCUAAUAAAGUGUGUUGCAAUCUGUGCUAUGUGAUGUUUCCUACGAUUGGUGCUCUCCUAAACCAUAAGUAUGACCACCAUAAAAAAGGUUCCUAA